AUGUUGCAAGGGAAUGUCCUUGUCUGGAACUGUCGGGGGAUAGUCAAUACUGCGACGCAGAGAGCUUUGGUGGAUCUGGUCCACGCUAAGAAACCUUUCCUCAUCUUCUUAUCAGAAACCCUAGCUGCAAAGCAAUUGAUUGACUCCAUUACCAAUCGCCUGUGUUUUGCUGAUAAUAUUUGCGUCCAAAAAGGACCAAACUCCCAGGGGCUUGCAAUGCUGUGGUCUCAUGAACUCCAUGUUGAUCUGCGUACCAAGUCCCCGCAUCAUAUUGAUGUUGAAGUUCGGGAAAAAGAUACAGAUGAGGUCUGGCGUUUCACGGGUCUGUAUGGGUAUGCUGCAAGAGAAGAUAGACAUCGAACAUGGUCCUUGAUUGAUGCCCUAGCUGCUGAAACGUGUGCCCUACCUUGGCUCAUGGCCGGGGAUUUCAAUGAGCUCAUGGUUAGAGCCGAUAAGUCAGGGGGUCCUCCUCGUGCAAUUGCUCCAAUGGCUCUUUUUAGACAGACUAUGGAGGCUGCUGGCCUUAGUGAUAUGGGUUUUUAUGGUUGCCGUUUUACAUGGUUUAACAAGUUCAUAAAAGAGCGUUUAGACAGGAGCUUCACGUCUGCCUCAUGGAAGGCUAUAUUCCCCUUAAGCAGAACACUCACGUUGCCCCCCUCUGAUUCAGACCAUAACCCCCUAUUGAUUGAGGCUAGGGCUGCAAGAGAUCCGGUGAAUAGGCGUCCUCGUAAGUUCCGUUUUGAGGAGGUCUGGCAUGGAAAUCCGCAGUGCUUGAAUAUUAUUCAAAGAAAUUGGUCCUCCCCACUUACUGGCAACAUGAUGAAACAGUUAGGGUCCAAGAUACUCUCUACGGGGCAGCAACUUUUGGAAUGGCAUGUUACUGAUUUCCAAAGACAAAAACUGGAGCUACGUGAAGUGCAAAGCAAACUGUUGGAUAUCAUGCAGCAACCUUAUUCUGUCGAACAAUAUGAAGAACAACGGCGACUGCAUGUAAAGCAGAGUCAAUUGCUCUCUCUUGAAGAAAAGUAUUGGAGACAGCGAUCACGGGCUAUAUGGUUAAAGGAUGGGGAUAGGAAUUCGGCAUUUUUUCACAGGAAGGCCUCUAACAGGAAGAGUAGAAACACCAUCAGGGGUUUAAUGAAUACUGAUGGGGUGUGGACCACUGAUCCGCAAGAGAUAAAGCAGCUUCUCCUUAACUUUUAUAAUAUGACCUUCACGUCUGAGGGUGUAAAUGAGUCUGCCAUUUCUGAAGUCUUCCGAGCUACACCUAUGAAGGUCACAUCAACCAUGAAUGAGGUUCUCAAUGCUCCAUACUCGGAUGAAGAAAUCAAAACUGCCUUAUUCCAAAUGCAUCCAUCAAAAAGCCCGGGUCCGGAUGGUAUGUCUCCUUUCUUUUUCCAAAAAUAUUGGAAUAUUGUUGGACUAGAUGUGUGUACUGCUAUACGUAACUUUCUGCAGUUUGGAGAGAUCUGGGAGGAAUCUAAUUUCACAUAUAUAUGCUUAAUUCCAAAAAUCAAGAAUCCUACUGUGGCUUCACAUUUUCGUCCCAUAGCAUUGUGCAAUGUUAUUCACAGGAUCAGUUCCAAGGUCAUUGCAAACCGACUGAAGAAAUGGCUUCCAGACAUCAUCUCUCCACUUCAGAGUGCAUAUGUUCCUGAUAGGCUAAUCUCUGACAAUACGCUUGUUGCCACUGAGGCAGCUCACUUUAUGCACAAACUCACCACUCAAGACGAAGGGUUUUUCUCUCUUAAGUUGGACAUUAGUAAAGCCUAUGACCGGCUGGAAUGGUCUUUCCUGCAGGCUAUGUUGGUGAAACUAGGUUUUUCGCCUACGUGGAUCUCCAUGGUUAUGAGUUGUGUGACUACUGUUAGCUAUGCCAUUCUUGUGCAGGGCGAGCCAUCCGAGACUAUCGUCCCGACAAGGGGUAUCCGGCAAGGGGACCCGCUCUCGCCCUACUUGUUUAUCUUAUGUGCGGAGGGUUUAUCAUCCUUAAUAACUCAGGCUGUUGAGUCAGGAGCGCUUCAGGGCCUCAAAAUGUGUCCGCAAGCUCCAAAACUACAUCAUCUUUUCUUUGCUGAUGACAGUCUCUUAUUUGGGACAGCUACUUUGGAGGAAUGUCAUACUGUUAGACAAAUUUUGAACACUUAUGAGCGGGCUUCUGGUCAGAAAGUUAAUUUCCAGAAGAGUAGUGUUGUUUUUAGUCGGAAUGUGCCCGUGCAUACUCAAACUCAACUUGCUGCAGUUUUAGAAGUCAAGUGUGAAACAGAGCAUGAUCGGUAUUUGGGUCUCCCAUUGCGUGUUGGCCGGUCUAAAACUCAGAUUUUCCAGUACAUUAAGGAGAAAUUGUCCAAGAAGCUCAUUAAUUGGAUAGCCAAGAUACUUAGUUGUGCAGGAAAGGAGAUCCUCAUCAAAGCUGUAGCUCAGACUAUGCCUCUAUAUGCAAUGAAUUGUUACUUGUUGCCCAAGGUUUUGUGUGAUGAUAUUCAUAAACUAUGUGCAUCUUUCUUUUGGGGGGAUACAGAUGACAAAAAGAAGAUCCAUUGGAGAAGUUGGGAACGGUUAUGUCUGACAAAGCAUGAAGGAGGUAUGGGUUUUAAGAAUUUAUAUGCUUAUAACCUAGCUAUGUUGGCCAAGCAAGGGUGGCGACUUGUUACAAAUCCAUCUUCACUAAUUGCCAAACUGUACAAAGCUAGAUACUUUCCAAAUUGUGAUUUUUGGCAUGCUGAGUUAGGGGAAGCUCCAUCGUUUUCUUGGAGAAGCAUUCUUGCAGGUCGACCUAUCCUCAAGGCUGGUAUUAAAUGGCAAAUUGGGGAUGGUACGAAUGUUAACAUAUGGAGUGAGCAAUGGAUACCGAACUGUUCACAGGUCCUUCUCCAACGACCUUCAAACACAGCGGUGGAACUUGUCUCUGAUCUUAUUGAUCCAUCGACUCGGCAAUGGAUUCCGGACAUUGUUUAUGGAGUCUUUCAUCCACCAGUUGCGGCCAAAGUGCUUAGUAUCCCACUGGGCAGGCAUGGUUCCUGUGACAAGUAUUAUUGGUCUCCUAAUAGAAGGGGUUGGUAUACAGUGAAGAGUGCAUACUGGAUAGCAAGAACGCAUGUCCUUGAUAAUGCACUAGCCUCGUCAUCUCAUGGAGAUCCUUUCCAAGUGUUGUGGAAAAGGAUUUGGAAGGCCCAAAUACCAGGCAAAGUUCAGAUAUGUGCCUGGAGAGCAUGUUGUACUCUUCUACCCACCAGGGAAAGGCUUACUACCAAAGGGUAUGCGGGAGAGCUUUCCUGCCCGGUAUGCCACGCUGUGGUGGAAGACUCAGCUCAUCUCUUCUGUAAGUGCCCUAUAGCUACUACCCUACUGUCCCAAGCUCCCUUUCAUUUGCAGGAGACGCUACUUCCUAAUCUCACCUUUCGGGAAUGGAUGUUGGAGCAAGCUCUCCAUCUCAAUAUGGGGGUUUUUGAGCAACUUCUAAUGGUUAUAUGGGGGCUAUGGAAGAAUCGAAACAUGAACCUCUGGGAGAACAAAGCCAGUUCGGCCUCGGAGAUCUUCUUUAGUUGUUUUACCUGGUUAGAGGAAUUUCAGCGUGCUCGAGCUAAAGAGACUAUACCCCCCACACGCAUAAACAGAGUUUGGCGCCCAGAACAUGAGGAUAGUCUCACUUUAAAUGUUGAUGGUGCUUUUCUUCCCCAACUAACCAAAUGUGGUCUUGGGGGAAUCCUUCGUAAUACUCAGGGUGAAGUCCAGGCUGCUUACCAAAUUGCAGUUCAUUGUGUCAGCUCGGCUAUGCACGCUGAACUCCUGGCCAUCAAAGCAGGCUUGCAACUCAUUGAUUUGUAUCAUUACCAGUCGGUGUGUAUCACUUCGGAUUGUUUGUUAGCUGUCCAAGAUAUCAACAGCAGCUCUCCCACUCUUUCAGAGUAUGGGAACUUGAUUGAGGAAAUCCAAUUCAUGCUAAGUCAUGUGCAGCAAGUUCGUCUCUCCUAUACCCCUCGUACUUGUAAUAAAAUAGCACAUAGGUUGGCUAGUUUAGCUUUUGAAUCUGAAGAGACCUUCUGUUGUCUUCAGACCACUCCGGAUUGCAUCCGAGACAUUGUACUAAAGGAGAUUCCUCCUCCUGCUUAG
This is a messenger RNA of Rosa rugosa (rugosa rose), 4113 nucleotides long. RefSeq lists its product as uncharacterized. The transcript has a single exon. NCBI's taxonomy places the organism in Eukaryota, Viridiplantae, Streptophyta, Magnoliopsida, Rosales, Rosaceae. The record is from RefSeq and is a predicted model, not a curated record. The coding region runs from base 1 to 4113 and encodes 1370 amino acids. Gene Ontology annotation, molecular function: RNA-DNA hybrid ribonuclease activity; nucleic acid binding.